This is a messenger RNA of Fusarium mangiferae, 699 nucleotides long. RefSeq lists its product as uncharacterized. The coding region runs from base 1 to 699 and encodes 232 amino acids. The record is from RefSeq and is a predicted model, not a curated record. Lineage: Eukaryota; Fungi; Ascomycota; Sordariomycetes; Hypocreales; Nectriaceae. The transcript is spliced from 3 exons.
AUGGCUUCCAUCGGAUUCCCCCAGCAGCAGCAACAGCAGCAGCAGGCUCUGCCCAUCCAGUCUGCCAGCUCUCCCUCUGUUGACAGCAAUCUGCUGAGUGCUCUCGCAACCUACAUCACCACCGGUCCCGAUGCUCGUAGCACAACUGAGCAGGAGAUCCAGGAGAUCGCUGCCCAGGCCAUCUCCACCCCCGGUGGUAGGGCUCAUCUCGAGUCCAUCCUUCAGUCCAGCGACUCCAUCGGCCACAAAGCCUGGAAGAACAAGGAAAAUGCCAACGGAACUAUCACAGUGACCAAGACUACCAUUGAACUGGCCAUUGGUGUCCCUAACAUUAAGCGAUCCUUCACUGGCAAGGGGUAUGGUGUUUUCGUCCCUGGUAAAGCGGCUAUCCCAAUGACUUCAACCAGUUGGGCGAAGGGGAUGCAAGCUAUGAACUCCAUGUCAAGGGCCUCGAUGUCCAUAUCAAGGUGUACCGCCAGCAGCAGCAUGUCGCCACCUUCUGGUUCCAGAACAUCCCCAUCGUGUUCCCCCCCGUCCCCGUCCGCCUCACCGGUAGCAUCGCUACCACUGAUUAGAACUGGAUCUGUCCAGUGCGAUGUGAUCUCUGGUGAUCAGAAGCUGGUGGCUCAGACCCUGGCCUUUAGUUCAAACCAUUUCCGUAGUUUAUCUUUGUUUUUAGCUAGCUGUUUCGCUCCUUAG